AUGCACAGGGCAUCGUCGUUUCCUUUUAUGUGCGUUUCAAGGAGGAGGAAAAAAAAAUGUCAGGCGCAAUGUUCAGUGCCGCACGGCCGCCUUCCUGUUGUUCACUGUCUCUCCUCCCCUUGCCCGCAGUGUGCCGUGCAGGUGAAGCUGGAGCUGGGGCACCGCGCCCAGGUGCGGAAGAAACCCACGGUGGAGGGCUUCACCCACGACUGGAUGGUGUUCGUGCGCGGACCGGAGCACAGUAACAUUCAGCACUUUGUGGAGAAAGUCGUCUUCCACUUGCACGAAAGCUUUCCUAGGCCAAAAAGAGUGUGCAAAGAUCCACCUUACAAAGUAGAAGAAUCUGGGUAUGCUGGUUUCAUUUUGCCAAUUGAGGUUUAUUUUAAAAACAAGGAAGAACCUAAGAAAGUCCGAUUUGAUUAUGACUUAUUCCUGCAUCUUGAAGGCCAUCCACCAGUAAAUCACCUCCGCUGUGAAAAGCUUACUUUCAACAACCCCACAGAGGAUUUUAGAAGAAAGUUGCUGAAGGCAGGAGGGGAUCCCAAUAGGAGUGUCCAUACCAGCAGCAGCAGUUGCAGUAGCAGCAGCAGUUGCAGUAGCAGCAGCAGUAGUUGCAGUAGCAGCAGUAGUUGCAGCAGUAGCAGCAGCAGUACCAGUUUUUCAAAGCCUCACAAAUUAAUGAAGGAGCACAAGGAAAAACCUUCUAAAGACUCCAGAGAACAUAAAAGUGCCUUCAAAGAACCUUCCAGGGAUCACAACAAAUCUUCCAAAGAAUCCUCAAAGAAACCCAAAGAAAAUAAACCACUGAAAGAAGAAAAAAUCGUUCCUAAAAUGGCCUUCAAGGAACCUAAACCCAUGUCAAAAGAGCCAAAACCAGACAGUAACUUGCUCACCAUCACCAGUGGACAGCAAGAUAAGAAGGCUCCUAGUAAAAGGCCUCCCAUUUCUGAGUCUGAAGAACUCUCAGCCAAAAAAAGGAAAAAGAGUAGCUCAGAGGCUUUAUUUAAAAGUUUUUCAAGUGCACCGCCACUGAUACUCACUUGUUCUGCUGACAAAAAACAGAUAAAAGAUAAAUCUCAUGUCAAGAUGGGAAAGGUCAAAAUUGAAAGUAGUGAGACAUCAGAGAAAAAGAAAUCAACAUUACCACCAUUUGAUGAUAUUGUGGAUCCCAAUGACUCAGAUGUGGAGGAGAACAUGUCCUCGAAAUCUGAUUCCGAACAGCCCAGUCCUGCCAGUUCCAGCUCCAGUUCCAGCUCCAGCUUUACCCCGUCCCAGACCCGGCAACAAGGUCCUUUAAGGUCUAUAAUGAAAGAUCUGCAUUCCGAUGACAACGAGGAAGAGUCGGAUGAGGCAGAGGAUAAUGACAAUGAUUCUGAAAUGGAGAGACCUGUAAAUAGAGCCGGCAGUCGAAGUCGCAGGGUCAGUUUAAGUGAUGGCAGUGACAGUGAGAGCAGUUCUGCUUCUUCACCUCUACAUCAUGAACCACCACCGCCCCUAUUAAAAACCAACAAUAACCAGAUUCUUGAAGUGAAAAGUCCAAUAAAGCAGAGCAAAUCAGAUAAGCAAAUAAAGAAUGGUGAAUGUGACAAGGCAUAUCUAGAUGAAUUGGUAGAGCUUCACAGGAGGUUAAUGACACUGCGGGAAAGACACAUUCUGCAACAGAUCGUGAACCUUAUAGAAGAAACUGGACACUUUCAUAUCACAAACACAACAUUUGAUUUUGACCUUUGCUCGUUGGACAAAACCACAGUUCGUAAACUACAGAGUUACCUGGAAACAUCUGGAACAUCCUGA
Chrysochloris asiatica (Cape golden mole) is the source of this 1794-nucleotide messenger RNA. It is a transcript of the gene MLLT3, whose product is annotated as myeloid/lymphoid or mixed-lineage leukemia (trithorax homolog, Drosophila); translocated to, 3. Gene Ontology annotation, biological process: regulation of DNA-templated transcription. Bases 1 to 1794 code for a protein of 597 amino acids. The record is from RefSeq and is a predicted model, not a curated record. The transcript has 10 exons. NCBI's taxonomy places the organism in Eukaryota, Metazoa, Chordata, Mammalia, Afrosoricida, Chrysochloridae. Gene Ontology annotation, cellular component: super elongation complex.